AUGACUGGAGCACGCGACCAGACAGAUUCAUCAACAACUCGCCCAGCUCUGAACGUCUUGCCUGCCGAAGACGGGAGCGGGUCUGCUCAAGGUGCCCGUACUGCCUCGUCUGCAACAGGUCCCUCCAAGAAGCGUAGACAUCGUGGUGGAAAGAAGAGAAGGAACAGAAGACAGUCGUUCGCCGCUCCUCCCUCCGAAACCUCGGGUAUAGCUAGCAACAUGGACAACAUCAUCGACGAAGAGGAACAAGAUAGUGGUCCCAUGCGACCAGGGGAGUCGUUCUACAAGAGAAAAAGUAACAGGAGCACUGAAAGUGUGGAUAGCGACGCGUUACUUGAUCAUCGUAAUCAUCAACCUAUGCGACAAAGAAGGGAGAGUCGUCUCAAUGUGCUUGCUGCUCAGAGGGCUGGUGCCAGUGCGAGACAGCGUAGUCACGAUAGCCGUCACCACGCUCGUCGAAGAACUGUUUCUAGACACUCAGAUGAGUCUGAUGAAGACGAUCCGACCGACCGAACCCCCUUGAUUUCUGAGAGCCAUCGAAGUCCAGUCAUUCAAUCUGGAUAUGACAAUCUUCCUUACGACGUCAAUAACCCGCCCUCUGUUCCUGGUAGUCCACAUGUUGGGGCAGCCGAUGACCCCAUGAUGCCUGAACCCGGCUUCUUGAAAAGAUCUUUGUCGAGCUCUCGAAACAUCAAGAACAAAUUCGCUGGAGAUGCUUUGAUCGACAUUGACAGACAGGAACUGUUGGAUGGCGACCCAAAUUCAGCUCCACCAAGCCCUCGACUUGCUCCAGAAGGCAUGACCCGCCAUAAACGUGCAAUGACUUAUGGUCCUGAUGCGGAUGUUUGCUUUCCUUCUGAGGCCAUGUCCGAAAUGGCAGAGGAGGACUUUGAACAAACUGGUUCUAGGGACGAAACCAACUACAGUCGUCCACGGAGGAGGAAGCGAGAAUGGCCACAGCUUUGGGUACUGGACGAAUGGUCUCGGGAAGAGAAGGAGGACAGGGCCGCAGAUCAACGCCGAAUGAGACGUAUCAACGAGCCUGUCAUGGUUGAAGGCAGAUUACGUCCUUCUAAGCCCAAAGCUUGGCAUCGAGACGAGGAGGCCGCUCCUUUGCGCUAUACUUACUUCAAUGAAGAAUUCGAGAGCACAAUUCACGCGGCCACAAUCUCCGAACUGGUUCCAGAAGGUGGUUGUUUCAGGGAGCUGUUCAUCCCCGAGCCACCCGAGUUAGAUGAGUCAAGCUCGAGUGAAUCCGAUGCUGACUUAAGCUCGAUUCCUGCCCCUCUCAAUGGUGCAAAGUCGUCAGGCGUUACCAGUCCCAAGAAUGGAGAAGGCGAAUCUGGUCACCUUCAAUCCCGACUAAGCCAAGUUAGCACUCUUCAACAGCGAUCUCAAUCUCAAGAACCAUCUCAACUCGAGUCGGCUCGCCACACCCGCCAGCAGGGCAAGUCGAGCUCGGGUUCUCGUGCGCCCAGCAAGGCUCGUUCAAUUGACCAUGGCGAACUUGCACAACAGAACGCUGGAUCUACUUCCGCACCAAAGAAGAAGGAAAAGCCAACGAAGUAUGGCCCUCGUCCUACCUUUUGGCUCGAUGUGAUGUCGCCCACCGACGCCGAAAUGUCUGUCCUUCAGAAGGCCUUUGGAUUGCAUCCACUGACCAAAGAGGAUAUUCUUAUGCAAGAAGCCCGAGAAAAGGUGGAGUUGUUCAAGAAUUACUACUUCAUCAAUUAUCGUACCUUUGAGCAAGAUACUGAAUCCGAGGACUAUCUCGAACCAGUCAAUGUGUACAUCGUCGUCUUUCGAUAUGGCAUCCUCACUUUCCAUUUCGGACAAAUACCACAUCCCGCAAAUGUCAGACGGAGAAUCAGACAACUCAAGGACUAUCUUAUCCUUUCUUCGGACUGGGUAGGCUACGCCAUGAUCGAUGAUAUCACUGAUGCUUACGUGCCUAUGAUCCACAAUAUUGAGGUUGAAGUUGAUGACAUCGACGAGUCUGUGCUGGAUUACACCCCAGGUGCUUUUGCAGUCAACAAAGACGCGACUGGCGAUGAGAAGCUAAAGAAAGAGAACAACGAGAAGAAUGGUAUUAAGGAUGACAAAUCUAGUACGUUCUCAUUCUCAUUGCCGUUCGGUAAAGGAGAAGAUAAGCGGGAUACUAGUGGAUACGACAUGCUGCGUCGAGUGGGUGAGACCAGAAAGAAAGUCAUGAGCCUUUACCGCCUACUCGGAACCAAGGCAGAUGUGAUUAAAGGUUUCGCAAAGCGAUGCAACGAGCAAUGGGACGUUGCACCCAAAAGUGAAAUUGGUCUCUACCUUGGCGAUAUUCAGGACCACAUCUUAACCAUGACUUCCAAUCUUGGCCACUACGAAACUCUGCUUAGUCGAGCACACAGCAAUUACCUUGCGCAGGUCAGCAUCCGCAUGAACGAGCGAUCCGAGCAGACCGGUGAUGUCUUGAGUAAGUUGACUGUCUUUGGUACGAUUGUCUUGCCGAUGAACAUCAUCUGUGGUAUGUGGGGUAUGAACGUCAAGGUACCUGGUCAGGAUGUCGAUAGUCUGUGGUGGUUCUGGGGCAUCACUGGCUUCUUGUUCGUUUUCGCUCUUGGAUGCUACCUGUUAUGUAAGAAACUCUAUGGAAUCGUGUAA
Molecule: messenger RNA, 2649 nt
Organism: Lithohypha guttulata
Lineage: Eukaryota; Fungi; Ascomycota; Eurotiomycetes; Chaetothyriales; Trichomeriaceae
Gene: MNR2
Product: CorA metal ion transporter
Exons: 2
Coding region: 1-2649 (882 amino acids)
Biological process (GO): intracellular magnesium ion homeostasis; magnesium ion transmembrane transport
Cellular component (GO): fungal-type vacuole membrane
Molecular function (GO): magnesium ion transmembrane transporter activity
Source: RefSeq, a predicted model, not a curated record